CCUCCUGUCGAGAAUAUGCUGUGCAUGUGCUCACUGCUGUAACAGAUUUGCCGAGAUGGAUGCCAUUUCAGAAAAGAGGUUGUGUGCUAUCCUGACUCUGGUCCUGCUCUAUUCAUUAGUCUUCGCCUCUACCAAUGUCCCCAAGUGUUGCCGCCAACAAACUUGCUCCUGCCCAGCUAUCAGUCGAGGAGCUGGAAAUUAUGCAGCUGGCAUCCUUACUCUGGGCAAGAGGAAAACAAAUGCACAACUUUUCCAGAGCCGCCUCUACCACCUCCUUCAUGGCUUAGAGAACCAGGCUACUGGCAUUCUUACAAUGGGCAAAAGACAAGAACCUCAGAUCCUUUCAGUGGAAGCAAUCCCAAAAGCAGCGGGGAGAUGUCAAAAUAUUACUUCACUCCUGGAAACAUAUUUCAGUUGGGCUCUAAACCUAAAUAUUCAAACCUAUAGAGAAAUUGAACUGAGUAACAAAGGUUUAAACCCUAGAGAAUGCUUAAGCCAACUUUUGAAGCUGUGUAUGAACAGCAGUAAUGCCUUAGUGACUUAA
Messenger RNA from Stegostoma tigrinum, 544 nucleotides. It is a transcript of the gene hcrt, whose product is annotated as hypocretin (orexin) neuropeptide precursor. NCBI's taxonomy places the organism in Eukaryota, Metazoa, Chordata, Chondrichthyes, Orectolobiformes, Stegostomatidae. Gene Ontology annotation, biological process: neuropeptide signaling pathway; feeding behavior. Bases 56 to 544 code for a protein of 162 amino acids. The transcript is spliced from 2 exons. The record is from RefSeq and is a predicted model, not a curated record.